AUGACUGGCAUCUCUAUCCUCAAUCAUGCGGCUAAUAAAUUUUUCCUCGAUGUCCUAGAGAAAUUAUUCAACGACAGGCAGAAAGGCAAUAAAUCGAAGUACAACGACUUCUUCCAAAUACUACUGAGCUCGUUCCGAGAGAGUAGCAGCAAUAGAGAAAAGGAUAGCGAAAUUGAGUUCGAUCUUGGCAGUAGUACCAAGAGUCUCAGCAAAGGCGACAUCCUUGGGCAGGCGUUCAUGUUUGUUCUAGCUGGAUUUGAGACCACUCCGGCUGCACUUCACCUCACUAUUUACAUGCUUGCUGCCCAUGAGGCUUACCAAAAACGUUGCAGAGAGGAGAUUGAACAUAUAUGUGGAACAGAGAGCGAUAUCACCUACGCAAUGUUGAGCGAGAUGAAAUAUGUGGAUCAGUGCAUAUCUGAAACAUUACGUAUGUACCCACCAGUUGUU
Molecule: messenger RNA, 450 nt
Organism: Ostertagia ostertagi
Lineage: Eukaryota; Metazoa; Nematoda; Chromadorea; Rhabditida; Trichostrongylidae
Source: the annotation of a GenBank genome assembly